UACUUUUCCAGAGAGGAAGAAAAUAUAAAUACACCUGCUGUCAGCAUUGUUUUUUAAAGAGAAAUGUGGCUCAAUGGAUCUUCAGCUCAACUAAUCAGGUUCACAUGUUACCGGAUGCAAAGCUGUUUUAUUUUCUUGUUUUAAUAUUAUAAUCAUUUGAUUCUGUCUCCUAGUCAGAGAGAUGAAGGAGGACAGAAUCUGGAGCGUGUUGGCAGUCAACAUGUUACUGAGUGUCUUCUUUCUUCCAGGUGCUUUGGAGGGUUGUAUGAACCGAAUCUUCAACAUCACUACACCUAUGAAGAUUGAAGCUCUGAGUGGAUCUUGUUUGCAAAUCCCAUGCACCUAUGAUAUAAAUCAGUCCAGAUUAGACAGCAACAGUACUAUCAAUGGAUAUUGGGUAAAAAUGGGUUUGGGGUCUAAUCGAGACAGAGUUUCUUUGGACCCCAGUAGGUCAGAGAACCGCUAUCCAUUAGAAAUGAUUGGAAACAUGACAGAGCAAAACUGCACCACUCUUUUUCCUGGUUUAAACACAAGUUAUUCAGACAGAUACUACUUUUAUAUUCGAAAUGGGAGAUUGAUAGCCUAUUGUGGUCCUAUUCAAAUAACAGUUGAAGCUUCUCCUUGGAGUCCCAGCAUUAACAUCCCUGCUGAUCUGAAGGAGCAUCAGUCUGUCACUAUCAGCUGCUCAGCUUUGACUCCCUGUCCACACUCACCUCCUGAACUCACCUGGAAUCUCCAACAAGACUCUCACAGACAAACAGAGAACAACACAGAGGGAACCUUUACAACUAAAAUCCAGGAGACCAUCACUCUGUCAGACACACAUGAUGGAUACAACAUCAGCUGUUCUGCCACAUAUCCUGUGAAUGGAGGAAGCAAGACAGCAGAGACAGAAGUGACUCUCAGUGUUUCAUAUUCUCCUUGGAGUCCCAGCAUUAACAUCCCUGCUGAUCUGAAGGAGCAUCAGUCUGUCACUAUCAGCUGCUCAGCUUUGACUCCCUGUCCACACUCACCUCCUGAACUCACCUGGAGUCUCCAACAAGACUCUCACAGACAAACAGAGAAAAACACAGAGGGAACCUUUACAACUAAAAUCCAGGAGACCAUCACUCUGUCAGACACACAUGAUGGAUACAACAUCAGCUGUUCUGCCACAUAUCCUGUGAAUGGAGGAAACAAGACAGCAGAGACAGAAGUGACUCUCAGUGUUUCAUAUGCUCCUAGAAACACCUCAGCAUCCAUCAGUCCAUCAGGUUUGGUGUCAGCAGGUAGCUGGGUGGAGCUGAGCUGCUCCAGCAGAGCCAAGCCUCCUGCCAGCUUCACCUGGUUCAGGAACAGCAAACAUGGAGCCAUUAAUGUCUCUGUGGGGCAGGUUUACAGCUUCAAUGCUACUGAGGGAGGAGAGUAUUACUGUGAGGCUACAAAUGAUCUGGGUCAAGGAACAUCACCUGUGAUCUCUGUUAGUACUAAAGAUGAUCAAGUGUUUAGAUUCAGGGUCCUUAUUAUACUGACGAUCCUGGGAAUCAUAAUGAUGUGCGUUACAAACGUGAUCUUUGAGUGGUGA
Messenger RNA from Fundulus heteroclitus (mummichog), 1564 nucleotides. RefSeq names its product B-cell receptor CD22-like. The transcript is spliced from 7 exons. Bases 182 to 1564 code for a protein of 460 amino acids. NCBI's taxonomy places the organism in Eukaryota, Metazoa, Chordata, Actinopteri, Cyprinodontiformes, Fundulidae. The record is from RefSeq and is a predicted model, not a curated record.